CAGCUGGCAACAUUGUGUCACACAUUUCAGGAUAAUGGCUGCUGCUUGAGCGCUCGAAGAGCUUAGUCGCUUCACAAGAGGAAUUUUUGAACUACCAGCGUUUCUUUUAACGUAUUUUUAUGUCCGUGAAGCAGCAUGCAAGCAUUGCAGCAAGGAUUGCUUUUAUGCUGGAAGCGACUCAGUUUGUGAGGUCCUGGAAUCAUCUUCACACGCCUCUCCUCUGAAAUGGGCGAGGAGGCCAACACUGGUUUCGAUGCCCACAUGAGCCUGGCUGUAGUGCCCAGCGGGCAGAAGAAUGCAUCAUUGUAGCCACCACCUUGGCAACUGUGCCCACUCAUGGCCUUAUAUAACGUGCAUACUCCACAUAUCAUUGGAAAAGGGUGAAAUGGAGAAAAGGGUACCCCCAUCCCAUAGUCAUGACGGUUUGUCCCAGGGACAGAAUAGCAGGGAUGCAACAGAUCUAUCUUCAGUUGCUGGUGAUGUUAAUGAGGUGUUCGAGAAUGAUACUGAAAAGGCAGUGGUUGUGGAAAUGGACUUCCAGUCCCCAGGAGAAGUGGUGCAGGUAUGGCGGGAUGACCACCAAAGCAUAUCAGAAAAGGACAGACAAGACUUCACGGAUGUAUCAUUAGAAGGCAUUGGAAGGGGCGUUGGAUCUUCUAAUUUGGAAGGAGCGCCACAAGGUAGCAAUAAGCAAAGUGAAGACUGUGCAGAGAGCAAGCUACAUCUCAGUGUUUACAUGGCAUGUGUCUCUCUUGACUCUUGCAAAGUUUCUAAGGGGCGUUCGCACCUGGAGGGACCAUGCUGCUGUGAAACUUGUGAUAGAGCGGUGGCCUUGUCGGGUACUAGCCCCAACCACCAACGAAAGAGUGGAUCUGCAAAAGGCAUCAAAUCACACCGAUCCUUUAGUGAACCUUCGUCAAGUUACACCUUGGUUGUGAAGCCCAGAGCACUAAGGCCCCUUGUGAAUUGUGAUGCUGUGGUGCGCUACCCGGGAAGCUUUGAGACGUUGCAUUCACCUAGUGCUGCCCAGGAAACAUCAGGCAUUCCCUGGCGUCCGGGAAGCACCCCAUCUCAUCCAGUGGCAGUUGGAGAGGAAGAGACAAUUUGCCUGCCAUAUAGCAGUCCAAACAGCCCAAUACCAUUUACAUUAACUGUCAACAACAAUAAACCUCCCAGAGAGAAGGCAGCAAGCCGUAGUGACGAGGAAGAGGGACCCGCAGAAACAGACUGUGCAACAUGCAGGAGGUGUCAGUCGGCUGGUAUGGAGACAAGUUGGAAGAAGUCAAAGAAGGGGCUUGCGAAGGCGGAGAGGAUAGCUCAGAGACGAAGGAGCGAUGCUUACAGCAGUGGAAAGCAUGACCGAGAACACGUGACCACAAGGUGCAUGUCUGAAGAGCUGAGGAAAACAGAACCACACUGUUUGGAGAAAGAAAAAGUUGUGAGAAAUGGAGGUCGAAGCCCAAACUCCAAGCAGUCCCUCCGUUACACGCUUGGUUCAUGUCUGGGAUCACGCAGCCACACAAACAAGAGAGAUGCUGCAUCGCGCCAAAAGCGUCGGUUCUCAUUUAGUUUGCCAGGUGCACUCGUUAAUCUCUUCAGAAAGGGAUGUCCACCCACUCUCCGGAGCACAUCUAGUCAGACUGAUCCCUGUCCCCUUGAAGACAUUGCGAGUAACAGUAGAAUAGUGACACCCUGCCGUAGUCCAUAUGUUGUUAGGGCUCUCCCGCCAUUACCCAAUGAAGCAUGUGUGCCGUGUGGACAGUUGGGGGCAGCCGACAACAUUAGCGGCACUUCUGACGACUCGGACAGAAAAAGCAUGGACUAUGCAGCUAGCAUCGAGAAAGUGAAAGACUGUGGCUGGUACUGGGGGCCAGUGAGUGGAGAGACAGCAGAACGUCUCCUUGCCAAUGAGCCAGACGGAUCAUUUAUAGUGAGAGACAGCUCUGACGAGCACUACAUCUUCAGCUUGACCUUCAAACUGAAUGGCCUUGUGCGGCACGUCAGAAUCGAACAUGACCAAGGCAACUUCAGCUUUGGCUGCCUCCAGAAAUUCCACAGUAACACCAUAGUGGACUUCAUUGAAAACGCAGUGGAGCACUCGCGUAGUGGAAGGUACCUAUUUUUUCUACACAGAAGACCCGUCCUUGGCCCAAUGAGAGUACAGCUUCUCCAUCCAGUGUCUAGGUUCAAGCAGGUUCAGUCACUACAACAUCUUUGCAGGUUUUCAAUCUUAAAGACGAUUCGAAGAGAUUUCAUCGAUUCUCUCCCGCUGCCUGUUCGCUUAAAAGCCUACCUGAAUACACCGCACUAUUACUCGGAGGAACUGGCAAACAUCUCUCGCAAGGGCCAUACCAUUCAUACCGAUCUUUCUAGUCAGCGUCUGUCCUUUGAUGUUGAAGAACCUCACGUUGAUACUACAACCACUCACGAAAGUUGAUGAUUGUCGUGUUUCCUCAGUUGAGUGAACUUCCUUCCGUUUGAUUCUGCAGUAUUUGCAUUUUUCUUAGGUAAAAACCUGCUUGACUGUGAUUUGUAUGCUGAAUGUCUCGUGUAGUAUAAUAGGCACAAGAUAUUGUAUAAAGUUUGCAUCCUGUCAUACAGGCUUCUGUGAAAGCUAGGAGUGACUGCAUUUUUGUGUUUGGUCACAUGCUGCUUUAAAAUACUGGGGCUACACAAGCAGUAAUGAUAAGUGAUUGUUAUUCUAAGCAUUAAACUAAAGUAUAUGCUUCUAUGAUAGGUGCUGCAAUGGGCAGAAGGUGAUCUGUGCAGUGCGUACAGGAUAUGGCUACUGAGCAUUUUGUUGCCGCACUUUGAAUAGACGGAAAUAAUAAAUAUCGCUGUGCACUGUGAUCAUUUCGAUUUGAAUGCUGAAAAUUAAAAAGAGCCUCGUUUCAUUUUGAGAACAAGUGUUUUUAGUGUUCUACUCUGGAACAUUAUUUCCAGGAGGAACCACUCCACUAACUUACAGUCGUUUAGUAGACAAAAUCAACUGUACUGCUGUGUAAUGAAUUUAAGGGAAGCAACAAGGAAUAAUUGGAGAUUUUGUUGCUGAGGGAAGACAAUCUUUAUGUGUACGUGGUCGUCAUACAGUUGCCAAUGUCAUUUAGUACCACGUAAAUAUGUGGAGGUUGUCCUAGUUACAGCACCAUUUGCAAUUUUUCUUUCUCAUAAGUGCAAGGCAAAGAUAGUAUUAUGCUUGACCUGCAUAAACUGCAUGAACAUGGCAUUGUGCACAUGUACUGCAGUUCUUUUCAAGAACACACUGCAGGCAGUGUGUUCCCAGUAUUCAUGUUUUUUUGCUUUGAUUGAUGACUUUGAUUCAUGAAAAAUGCAUUGGCUAAACAGAAAAGGCUCGAAGAAAUUGUAAGCAGCAGUUUGUUGAUUACCACAUUGUUGCUGUGGGUUAAACCAAAGCGGCACACUAGCCUAGAGAUCAUCUUACUCAUGUGGGGGCCCGAGGUAGAGGAUGACAUGGGCCGAGACGCGCCCUUACAAAUUUCAGCAAACAAGCGUUUAUGAAAGUGUGUACUUGUUUAGAAACCUUCUCUACCUUUCCAGAAACAAAUUCAGCAGUAUUUGUGUGAGAGAAGAAACCAGAGUGGGAAAUGUCUUAAGCCUGAUGUGAAUGUGCUUUGUUUCUUCAGCUUUUGUCUCGAAGCAGGGUGAUGGAGCAGUAUGCAAUGUGAAACAGUGAUGUGAUACUUCUGUGAAUGUUUUGCGUUUUUUUUUUUUUUUAUUGCUGCAUUAACACGUUUUCAAAGUUCACUACUAUUUUGAGAACUUCAUAUCUCUUAUUAUUUUCUCAUAGCUUGGGCAUAUUUUCUCUAGCAUAUUUCUGGGCAAAAUGGCAGAACAUCACUCCCUUGUGAUGCCAAGAACGGCUCUCAUAGCUCAUUUUCGAAGAUCAUUGUCUAAGCUACUGAUCGUGAAAAGGUAUGUCCAAAGUACAUUGUAAAAUGUUGUGAAGCAAUUUAUUUUUAGCCAUUAGAAUGAAUCUACAUGCAGGUACUAUAUGCGACACACCUGACUGAAGUCUGGGAUCCUACUUUGCUGUCGUGUUGCAGACAAAUUUAAGUUCCCUUCAUACCAGAGAUGUAAAAAAACGACUUUUAUGAAAAAAAUUACAAGUCUUUAUUUGAUCCAACUCAUACCUUUGGCAGGUUCGUUUUUUUUUUAACCACAGGCAGCAGGCUUGUGAAAACUCGUAACGAAGAUACAUGGAAUAGAGGCUGCUAAUACAGUUGACAUAGAGCUGAACAGAUCUCUAAGAGAGACUCUUAGAUGACAAAGCAUAUAUCCAUUGCUCUUGAUAAACCCGAAGAGAUGUUCUUCUGUGUUGUGCUAGGAACAUUCGAAGGUCUGCUGUAACAAUAUGCCAGGAGUACAGUCAGAGGCUUUGCUAGGCUCUUGGCAGGCCGCAUUUCUAGCAGAUCUCGUACAGUCCAGAUAACCAAGUAAGCUUUUUUGGCACUGCAGCAGAAGAUUGUGGAAUGUCUUUCACACAUUGCUCUCUUCCUGUAGUGAUGUGAAAAACUAAAAUGAAACCUGUGUUAAUUGAGAAGGCCACAAAACUCUCCUUUCCAGUGCAGUGCAUGAUCAAAACACAGUUUAAAUUUUUGAAAGCAAAUGCACUUGCAUAGUUGACAUUCUACCACUAGUCAUAUGUACCUAAACUUCAUUUUUGUAACAUUAGCCUGGCGACCACCCAGCUCAUACCAGGAUAACUCAUCCCGAGACAGCCUGUACCGACCAACUCGUACUGGGACAACUGGUACCACCCUCAAAUCAUAGUGGGACAACUCGUACCAGGACGUCUCAUAUUAGGAUCACUCAUACCAGGACAACUAGUACCACCCUCAUAUCUUACUGGCACAACUGGUGCCAGACAUCUCAUAUUGGGAUCACUCAUACCAAACUCAACUCGUACUAGGACAACUAGUACCACCCUCAAAUCUUACUGGGACAACUGGUACCAGGACGUCUCAUAUUGGGAUCAGUCAUACCAAACUCAACUCAUACAAGGACAACCAAUACAGGGAUACUUGAACCAGGAAAGACCAUUGAUGAUCCAGAAAAGGUCUUAGUUAGACAGCGAUGGAAUCCUACUUUCUGAUGAUUAUCUAUUGGUGGUGAGAUGUAUCUUCGAGGAAGGAGCAGAGAUGACCAGUACAGGACUAUGGUAGUAAAUUUUCCUUGGAAGAAGCAAAGAAGAUUAAUUUUACUGUGUUGUGACAGCAGCAGUAAUAUGUGAAGGUUGGUUUUCAUUGAUAUAACACUUACAGUGUCGUUGGUACACAUUUUAUGCCAUGAAUGAGUGACCCCUGAUGAGGGUCCCGAAUUGCUGCGUAUUCCAGCUUUGGACUAAUGGGGGUUUUAUAUAUUGUUUGUUUCAGGUUUUGAGGGGAAGGAAGAAAUUAUGCGUAAGGUAGCCUAAGGUUUGACCAGUGUUAACAAUGUGCCCCAUAUGUGUUCACCACGAUGAGUUAGAUGAUUAUGCGAGCUAGCCUUUGAUUUGUAUAUACAGUGUGUCCCAUGAGAGGAUGUCACUCAAUUGCUAAAAAUAGGUUUCACUUCAGAAAAUUACUACUUGGAAUACACACACACACAGACUUUUGCCACAGAUUGACUUUGUUUGCAUUCCUGUAUCGCAUUAAGCAAGCUAAUUUCCAUGAUUAAACUGGAAAAAUUGCCAAGCAAAGGCAGCAUUUUUCUUCCUGAAUUCGGAAGCCUAUGGCCGUAACACACUAUUCCAACCAAAAUCACGAGGUUUUCAACCCCGAAGGGGUUCAUUAUUUUGCCUUAUUAUUCUUAUUAUGAAGGGGCCCAUUAUUUCAUUCCCCCACGUCACCAUCAGCAAUGGGGUAGAGUAUCGUCCCUGGCGAUGAAACUCCCCAUUCAUCAUCUUAAAAGUAAGGCUGUUGUUGUUGCUCUACAUAUAUUUGACUGCCGCAAAUCAGUCGCUGGGCGAAGCGCGCUCGUUGAUACUUACGUUUGCGGAACUGUUGGCUCCGUCCAAAUACCCUCCCUCCCGUGCAAGAAGAAAAGAAACCCGCGACAAUCACACCUUUAUCAACGUGUCUGUCGUCAGUCGCCAGCCACUGAUAAUGACUGGUUGCGCGGCAAGGCCGUCGAUCGGAAUAAAACUGUGUAGCUCAUUUCCACUUCGCUGAGACAAAGGCGGAGCCAAGAGUUCCGCAGACGCAAAUUUCAUCGAGCAUACUUCGCCCAGCGACGGUUUUUCGUCUGUCAAAUUUAUGUAGAAACCUUGUGAACAAACACGUGAUUUUGAUUGGAAUAGUGUGUUACGGCCAUAGGCUUCAGAAUUCAGGAAGAAAAAUGCUGACUUUUCUUAGCAAUUUUUCGAGUUCAUUUAUGAAAAUUAGCUUAAUUAAUACUAAUAACAGCGUGACACAAAUACAAACAGCCUCAAUUUGUGGCUAAACUCUGUGUGUGUGUAUUCCAAAUAGUUUCAUAAUUUUCUGAAGUAAAACUUUUUUUUUAAAUUGAGUGACAUCCUAUCGUGGUAUGCCCUGUAUGUAUGGUAAUCUGUGCUUGUAUAGUGAAGUAUUGUUGCCUCACGUCUGUUUAUUGUAGUUCAAUUGCAGUUCAGUUUGUUACAGUAGUUUGUUGUAGCUUGUUAAUGUAUUCACAUUUGUUGCAGUGCGUCUUAAAAAUUAUUUAAUGUACUUCGAGACAAUGUUGUUUGUAUGAAUGUUCUCCGCUAUGGGUCACAUCCUACAAUUGUUACAAGUAAUGCACGAAAAAGCCAAUGAAUGCCAGCACCCCAGGGUUGAACUCGGACCUUUCUGACCUGGCGCUGGCACUCAUUGCCAUUUUCGUGAUUUACUUGUUGACUUUGUCCCUUAGACUCUUGGAGGCCCUACAUGUUGUGUUAGUCCCUAGGUAGAGCUCGCCUCGGCUCAUUUGCCUGCUUAACAAUUGUUUGAUUUAAUGAACUGAUUGUUCCUGGUUUUGAUCUUCCCUGGUAUGAGCUGGCUUGGUACGAGUUGUCCCAAAAUGCAGUAUCCUGGUAGGAGUUGAGUGCGGUAUGAGUUUCCCGGUAUGGUGUUCACUGUGGUAUGAAUUAUCCUGGUGUGAGUUGUCUUGGUAUGAGCUGGGGGUAGAGCCAUAUAUUUCUUUGUCUCUGCAUUGUCAAAAUGUCUACUUUUAAAAUAUUUGUGAGCCUGUGCCACAGCUUCAGUUGUUGUCAUUUUUUAAUUAGACAAACUAUUUUGGGGGCCAGUUAAAUUAUUCUGAAAAAUGGUUAUUUAAGUCCACCCUGCUUCAUACCUUCAUAACUCACGCCAUUGUAAGAGAAGGCUCGGACCUCUGUGUCAAAUGUUGUUAAUAUUCAGGAAGAUGUGAUGACAGAUUUCUGGCAUGUGUGUCGCAAGUGGUAAAUCCUACAUCAUUCAGCCACUAUCGUAUCUGUCCACUAGACCCAUCAAACACAGUACAGCUUGCAGCAAUGUGACGUGAAUCACAACUUCAUGAUGCUCAUUGCUCGUACUCGAACAGUUAACACUCACUUGAUCUGUUUUGCCAUAUAGCUGAAAGCUGUUGACUGUCUUUUGUCACAAAGGUAAUGCACAGAGGGAACAAUCUGUAUCCAUAAGAUGUAUACCUUUUUGUAUUUUGGGAACUAUGUCACGUUUGAUAUGCUGCAAUGAUAGCUUGGAGGAUGGUUCUGUACUUCAGACAGGUACCCAGUGAACACUGUUUUUUAAUAUGGUUCCAUUGUCUUUCCUGUAGUGUCACAGUAAAAUGCUUCUUAAAUGCUUA
Ornithodoros turicata is the source of this 7782-nucleotide messenger RNA. RefSeq lists its product as uncharacterized. The transcript has 5 exons. The coding region runs from base 296 to 2437 and encodes 713 amino acids. Gene Ontology annotation, molecular function: 1-phosphatidylinositol-3-kinase regulator activity. Gene Ontology annotation, biological process: intracellular signal transduction; phosphatidylinositol phosphate biosynthetic process. Gene Ontology annotation, cellular component: phosphatidylinositol 3-kinase complex. The record is from RefSeq and is a predicted model, not a curated record. NCBI's taxonomy places the organism in Eukaryota, Metazoa, Arthropoda, Arachnida, Ixodida, Argasidae.